Messenger RNA from Fomitopsis serialis, 1281 nucleotides. RefSeq lists its product as uncharacterized. The record is from RefSeq and is a predicted model, not a curated record. The transcript is spliced from 5 exons. Lineage: Eukaryota; Fungi; Basidiomycota; Agaricomycetes; Polyporales; Fomitopsidaceae. The coding region runs from base 261 to 1073 and encodes 270 amino acids.
GCCGCAGCGAAGCAGCGUAUCGGUGCAAGAACCCGUCGCCACGGAAUUCUAGAAUCCUGUUGUCACCAGGGAGGCGCGCGGCCGAGGGCCUCAUUGAGCAAUUGUAGUAAGUAUGUGAUCAUCCGGUGAGAAGCGGUACCGGGGAAGUGGUGGUCUCACGGCCACGUUCAUCAUGCAAUGCAGAUAUUUAAUUGACAGUGUCUUCGCUGCCCCGCUGCGUUGGACAACCCUCCUUCUCGACACCUCAGUACGACCGAGUCAUGGAUGAUCUACAAGCUUACGCUGAAUCCGCUGACACAGGAUCCAACACUACAUACCAUGGCCUCUUCAGCAACAGCAUCCGAGGCCCGCACCAACGGAGCGUAGUAUCGGAAGGAGAGACGAUAUAUCAUUACCCGCAGUCACCAACUCCACACCCUGAGGAGAUCUCGCGGCAAUUCCUUCCACUUCUGUCCUACGACGAAAGCGUUCACGAGGCGCUUCCACCGUCUCUCUCUCAUCCCGUCAGAGCUUUGAUCAUAAGCUACGCCCGCGCUAUCGCAUCCACGUCGCCGGCCUUAGUCAUCACCCAGGAGGACAUACACAUUGCUAAUUGCAUUCAAGCUCGUAUGGAGCAAUCUGCUUCGACUGUGGAUGGUAUGCCUUUCGCUGACGUAGAUGCGGAAGCAUGGGCUAUGGAAAAUCCCUCCCUGUCCCCUUCCCCUCAGUCUGCCGCAAUUGACACUCCAACGAUUCCAGACGGAACGGUCGCCUGCUUGUACGAUGGGUGUGACGGGUACUUUCAGUCCCUAAAGAACGCCGACAUCGAAACGCACCUCCGUUCGCGUCACUUCAGCGGAUACUCAAGGGACGCCUGGAUGGGAGCCGACGACGAAAAGGUUGUGUGCCGUUGGCCACAUUGCACGCAGGACCGGCCAAUAUUGAAGCGUACCCUGACACAUCAUAUCAAGGAUGUGCACCUCCGGGAGCAGAGGGUUGCGUGUACCAAUCCGGGAUGCACGAAGUCCUAUUCUCGCUACGACGCCAUGGUGCGUCAUGCCAAGAAGUGCGUUCUGGAUCUUGCCAUAGGAUGAGAGGAAAGUAUGUAUGAGUGUAGUGCGUUGUCUCCGCUUUUCCGGGAGACCUAGGACUCACUUGGUGCUUGACAGGUCAAAGUCGUUGAUUCUUCCUCUGUGUCCGUCUACCCUUCGCUUCACCAACCGUGAACUUUCACGGACGUUGUUCUCCGACAUCUCUCCUCGCCCGCGGCCGAGUCGUCAUCUUGUGAGAAAACACCUCGAG